Molecule: messenger RNA, 768 nt
Organism: Pestalotiopsis fici W106-1
Lineage: Eukaryota; Fungi; Ascomycota; Sordariomycetes; Amphisphaeriales; Sporocadaceae
Exons: 3
Coding region: 1-768 (255 amino acids)
Source: RefSeq, a predicted model, not a curated record
AUGGCUUAUUGGUUCGAAAGCCCGUUUCCUCUGGUGCCUACGCCAUUCGCUGCACUUGCAGAAGGGGAGCAGCAGGAUGUCUUUGUUGCGACUGCCACAGAGAUGACUCUGGCACAUAAUAUUCUCAUCAGGGGACUGAACUCGAUCUAUCGCCAAGCACCCUUUAUCAAAACCUUGGAACAGCAGGACUUUGUCGGCUACGCCAAGAACUUUGUCAAUGUUCUCAAGGUUCACCACGAGGGAGAAGAGGAGUCGUUCUUUGCAGAGGUCGAGAAGAUGACGGGAGAGGCUGGCAUCAUGGAAAAGAACGUGGAGGAGCACCACGAGUUCCACGGUGGACUUGAAGAGUUGCAGGGAUACCUGACAAGGAUAGCCGACGGAGCAGAGGCGUACAACGGCAAACACAUAGUCGAGAUCAUCGACAAGUUUGGCCCAGGGCUCUCGGAACAUCUUUCUCAGGAAAUCCAGACUCUCUUGGAGCUUAGGCGCUUCGGACCUGACAAGAUGAAGGGCCUGGCUACUGCACUUGCCGCAGAUGGUCAGGCGAAUUUGAAGAAGAUUGGUCUUGCAGGAGGCGUUGUCUACGUCUUCCUCAGCCACGACAAGACGUGGGAGAAUGGUAUUUGGGCAGAUUUUCCACCCGCUCCACCAGGAGUCAAGACUCUCGUCAUGAGAGGAUUGUACUACUGGCACUCGGCAUGGUGGAAGUUCUCCCCUUGCGAUCAGAACUUCAUGCCCAAGGCUGAGCCAUACGCCAAGCCAGAAUAG